Molecule: messenger RNA, 1345 nt
Organism: Diorhabda sublineata
Lineage: Eukaryota; Metazoa; Arthropoda; Insecta; Coleoptera; Chrysomelidae
Product: gamma-interferon-inducible lysosomal thiol reductase-like
Exons: 4
Coding region: 35-661 (208 amino acids)
Molecular function (GO): oxidoreductase activity, acting on a sulfur group of donors, disulfide as acceptor
Source: RefSeq, a predicted model, not a curated record
AAAUUCAUGUUAUUUUGUUGACGGAGUUGCUGAAAUGUACUUGUUUUGGUGUUUAUUAAUUUCGGUAUUGGAGUUUACUAUUCAGGAAAAAGUGAAAGUAUCGGUUUAUUAUGAAUCUCUAUGUCCCGCUUCAAAGCAAUUCAUUUCAAGACAAUUAUAUCCAGGAUACCAACUUUUAGGUGACAAUUCUCUUACAGUGGACUUGAUUCCUUAUGUAAACAGAGUUAAAAACGUCAACAAAAAUAAAAACGGAUACCGUCUUAUUUGUCAACAUGGUAAAGAAGAAUGUUACGCUAACAAAGUUCACGCAUGCGUCCUACAUUUAAACGCAACUCAAAAAGCGCAAAUCAGUUUUAUCGAAUGUCAUUUGCAAACCAGUGAUCUACAAGAUAAGGAUGAUAUCAAAAAGUGUUUACGUAGUAAUAAUUUGGCCUGGAGCGACAUUAAAGACUGCUUAAUAGAUGAAGGAACUCAGUAUUUAGUUGAAUAUCAUAAACAAGCAAAAAGUUUGCGGCCGCCUCUGGAAUAUCUUCCCCAUAUUAUAUUUAAUGAUAAAACUGAUAGAGAUGAAGAACAAAACAGUAGAAGAGAAUUCAUCAAAAUAGUUUGUUCAAAAUUUAAAGAUGAAAAACCAAAUGGAUGUCCCCAAGAUUUUGAAUAAAUAUGAAAUUUGUUUUUACCGAUGAAAUAGACAAAUAAGUUGAAGGAAUUUUUCAGUAAAAAUUUUUAUUCUAAUCAUUCCAUUAUGCCGUUUUAUUUGUAUCAAAUCGACUAUGUUUUUGUAGAUUCUAUACUUAUAAAUGCAAUAAAAAAAACUAUCGACAGGAAUAUUUUGAAAGUACAUAUUAGUUCUAAUAUGAAACCUAAUUACAACUGAAACAAAGUUUUAGCAAUUAAUAAAGAAAUUAGAUUUGUAGCGUAUUUUUGUCCAUUGAUAUUUUUAUCAGCAUCUACCAUAACCAUCAUCCACCAGAUAUAUAAAUAAUUUUAAAAUCAUAAACGGAAUCGAUUUAGUUGGAAAUAAAAUAAAAUAUUCCAGAAAAUUGAACAAAUUCAAAUAAAGCGCAAAAGGUUAUCAAUCAAACCACGAUGUUACUUCCAUUGAUUUAGUUAUAACGAAUUUUAAUUUUUUAAUUAAUAUUUGCGAAUAUAUCAUUUCUCGUUUGACAGCAACAUUAUUUAGUUCUAUUAGUCUUCAAUUUAUGUAUUAGCUUUGCUCUAUAAACAUCCAAGACUAUGUAAUUUCACAUUGUUAAGUAUACAACAAACAUUUUUUUUUGUAAGAUACAUAAAACCGUAAGCAUUUAAUUUUGAAAUUAUGAAAAUAAAGCGUCUUCUCAGAAAA